ACUCGUCAUUAUUGACAUUUAUAUUUCAAUAUUAUGUAGAAUUAAAUUUUUCAAGUAAAAUAAAAUACAAAAAUAUGGAAAAUAAAAAAAAUAAGAAGACCAAAACAAUCCAUAUGAGAUACCCGGCCCCAUAUUCCUGGUCACAAACUGGAUCAUACGAGAGAAAGCCAACCAUGAAGAAAUCUGUGUCGUAUGACAACAAAAAUAAAUACAAGUCAAAAGCUCGGCCAAAGUGCUGUGACCCUUAUGCUCCUCAUCUGAAAUACGGAAUUUUCCACCAGAAGAACUCAAAAGAAAUUGAGCCAUCGAAAAUCAGUUUAAAUAAAAUUGCCUCUGAACAAAUAUCCAAGGAAGGAUACAUUAAAAGCCCAGACGAGCCGUAUUUUAUAAUUCGCCCUCUGAACAAACGCUACACGAAACAUUUGUCCGUCUCUGAAGUAUUGCAUGUGGAUAUACAACCAAGAAUACGAAAAUCACCAAUGAGAGCUAGUUCAUCUAUUCAUAAAUAAUUAAUCAGUAUUCUUUGGGGGUGAGCAUGCAAAACGAAAUAGCGCGUUUAUUAUAAUUGACAAAACAAUAAAAGCACAGAUCAAGUAGAGUUAGAAGUAAAAGUAAAAAUAUACUUUCAUACACACAUAUAUAUGUUAAUAAGCGUAAACGAUGGAUGAGGAAAUAAUAUUGUAGAUAUUGCUUAGCAAUCAAAAUAAUUGUCUUUCGUUUUACGUUUUUAUUCUUGACAAAAAAAGAAUUGGUGUUUCGAAAUUGGUGACAUUAUGUAAUUGCAAAAAAUAUAUUAAUGAGGAAUCGUGACGAAUAUUAUUUAUAUUGCUACAUUGUUCUAAAUAGACAAUAUAUUUUGUAACCUGUGGAGUAUACCUCGUCAUUCAAUGGAUAUUUUAAUUCAUUUUGUUUUUAUUAUGAGACCGAAGUUGCCAUAUCCCAUUUUUUAAAAUUAAAUUCCUUUGAAAUGAA
Messenger RNA from Pieris brassicae (large cabbage white), 972 nucleotides. RefSeq lists its product as uncharacterized. Bases 75 to 509 code for a protein of 144 amino acids. The record is from RefSeq and is a predicted model, not a curated record. NCBI's taxonomy places the organism in Eukaryota, Metazoa, Arthropoda, Insecta, Lepidoptera, Pieridae. The transcript has 5 exons.